Molecule: messenger RNA, 1902 nt
Organism: Vitrella brassicaformis
Lineage: Eukaryota; Vitrellaceae
Source: the annotation of a GenBank genome assembly
AGAGAAACGAGCCAAAGGAUGGCGAGAUCCUUGGUGCGAGCUUGAGUGCCAGGCUGCACGGAAAGUCACCUCUUUCUCUGGCCUGGCGCAAUGGAGAGGCGUUGUGGAAGGUGGUUGCACACCUCAGCGAACCGAAAAAGCGUCGCCGCUGCUGGAAGUGAGCAGAUCUGAGCAUUCGGACGUGUCUAUCUGGCGUGUGGCUGUGUUGGCAGCGUCCACCGGUGUUUCGUCGUGGCGGCUGAGACGGUUCUAUCACAAAGUCGACGUACGGCAGGCCAGGGAGCAGCCUGCUGCACACGGCGGCGAGUGGGAGGUGCUACUCGACGGACGAGUGCUCAAGACGCCCGCCAAGAGGUCAUGCAGUGACUGACCAACCAACACGUGCUGACACACACGCUGCCACAGACAUCUCAUGUACGCCGUGCAGGCCUCUUCGGUUGCCCAGUGAGUCUCUGGCGCUGUUUCUGGCGUCUGAGUGGCAGGCACAGAGGGACAAAAUCACACCACAGCUCAUGCCGAUGGUGGGUGAGUGGCGAACCGAACCGAACCCACAGCAUACACACAUUACAUACAUGCGAGAAUUGACUCACAUGCGUCCCUAUGUAUGUGGGUGUGCGCCGCGCCUGUGCCUGUUCCGUUGAUGCAUGGCAUGGCAGAUGACUUUGGCAUCGACUACGUUGGAUGUGGUGUCGUCCCACCGCGAGUCGACGGCUCAGGCGCUCCUCAACUACCUUCACACCGACACCGUCUGGUGGGUGGGUGCGGGGACGGGGGCAGAUACACACAUAGAGCCUGGCCUGUGUGUGAUGCGUGGCUGGCUGCUUUCAUGGUCAGCUUUCGCGACUCGGACGAGGAUCUCGUUAGGCGCCAGGAGGCCGUCCGUACAGAGCACGCAAACGCCGACCUGUUGUUUGCCUUGCCACCCAUUGAUUUGACUGACACAUCACAUCGAAUUAUGUGUCUAUGUGUCUUCUGUGUGUGUUGACUCACUCGUAGUUAUUGCUGCCAGUCCAGCGUGCUUUCGAGGAGCGUUACUGCCCCCACACGGCACUCGACAUCUCACACGGUACGCCACGCUCACAAUAGAUUGAUUGAUGUAUGAAUGGGUACGGUAGGUACACGGGUCGUGUCGUGUCGUGUUGUCUGUGCAGACAUAAGGCCACCCACCCAGCCGCCUGAGGUCUUUGCGGCCGUAUCAGACGCCAUGCGCAACAUGGUAACCGACCGACUUACUGGGUGAAGAACAGCCAGCCGACAAUUCAUUAGUGACCGACACACACACAUGGGUGUUUUUAUGUCUGUAGAGUGCGUGGGACCUGACGGCCCUGCAGGUCGUCACCAUGAACCUCAAGAGCCUCAUACUAGGUAGGUGCGGAGGGCAGACAGCAGGCAAGCAAUGGGACAGGGAGGAUGGGUCGAUUAGUAAAGGAAGGAGCAUGAUGGAUCAUGAGGAGGCCCAUAGUUGUUGUGCGUGCCUUUGUGUUGGUUGAUUCAUACAUACCUGACCUGUCUGACAGGUAUGGGAGUGGUUGAGGGUUGGGUGUCGGUUCCGCUGGCCAUCGCGGCGGCACGCCUCGAGGAGACAUUCCAACAGGAACAGUGGGGCGAGGUCAGCGUGGCACCCACUCACCAUCUAUCCACCAUGCACUGCUCAGUUACAGGGAGCUGCUCUACCUACUUUCUUCUGUGUGUGCGUCCAGGUGGAGGGUGACCAUGACGUUGAGCGCAGUCAGCUGCACAUGUGGGUCAAUGCAGCCAGCCUCUUCAGUGAGGCCGCCGCACAGGCAGCGCCUACGUAACGUAGGUAGGUAGGAGCAUGGCUGGCCGUUCUGUACGUGUUGGUCGAUCGAUCUGCGGUAUGAAUGCGAUUCGAUUGGCAUGUGCAGCGGCGGGCCGUUCUAG